This is a messenger RNA of Moneuplotes crassus, 471 nucleotides long. Lineage: Eukaryota; Ciliophora; Spirotrichea; Euplotida; Euplotidae. The record is from the annotation of a GenBank genome assembly.
UCAGAAUUAUCAAAACAAUGGAAUCAAGAGAAACUUCACCUGAUAUUAUGAAGGAGGAGAAAGUUACUAGAAAACUUACUUUGUUAGAAAAGGAGAUUCCUCCUUGCUUUAGAACCAUAAUUUCGAUCAUGGAGCAUUGUGGUAUUGAGGAAUAUGACGAGCAAGUGAUCCCAAUGAUUUUAAGUUACAUAAAAUCAAAACUUACAAAAAUUAUUGAAGAUGCUAACCAGAUUAACAUGCAUUGCGUGGCCGAAGGUGGUGAAGCACCAGCUUUAACUGAGGAGAGUUUGAGACUAGCUUUUGAGAUAUCUGAGAAACAUGAAUCAAAUCCCAAGGUACCCUCAAUCUCUGAAGUAAACUCAAAGCCUCUUCCAAGAUUGCCUAAGAAGGGUAGUGAUUUUGAAGCUAGAGCAAAAGAGAAAAUGACAAAGGAUCCUGGGUUCUUGCUCAAUCCAAAUUUCAGUUAGAUUC